GUAAAAAGAUCAUUUCGGUAAUAAACUCAGGACUUUCAAGACUGCGCGAAGCGGAAUAAAUUCCGUGGUUAGAGUAAUAGCCCAUCGUCUCUCUCUCUUUUUUCCCCAAAAGUAAUCACUUUCUCUCUGUCUAUUCUCAGAGAGUACAAACCCUAGCCGAUCCGAUCCAAUGGAUAUACUGAAACAAGAAUUAGAGAAACGGCGCAAAACCCUAGCACAAGAUGUGGGCGGCCGCAAAAUCUUCAAGCGAUCAGAAAUCGAACAAAAACGCAUACAAAGAAUUCGCGAAGAGGAAAAACGUGAAGCCGAAGCCAAAUCCAAAUCACAACAACAACACAAGACCGAAGACAACAACAACAACAACAACACGUCAUCAUCAAACUCAAAAACCGAAGAUGACAAAAACAACAACACGUCAUCAUCAAACUCACAACAACCACCUACAGAUGAGCAAAAAAUCGAUUUAUUAAACUUACCGAAACAAGAAGUUAUUCGUCGUCUUAGGUUUUUAAAACAACCCGUGACUUUAUUCGGUGAAGAUGACGUGGCCAGGUUAGAUAGAUUGAAAUUUGUGUUGAAAACUGGACUGUUUGAAGUUGAUGAUAGUGAUAUGACUGAAGGACAAACUAAUGAUUUUUUAAGGGAUAUUGUUGAAUUAAAGAAACGACAGAAAUCGGGUAUGAUGAGUGAAAGGAAGCGAAAAGUGAGUGAGGAUAUCGGUGAGGAUAAAGACGGAGGUGGUGGUGAUGAAGAUUUGAGUGGAGAUGGGGCGUCGUCGGGUGUGGAUUAUGAUAAGGAUUUGAAGAGAAUGAAGACGAAUUUCGAUGAUUUGUGUGAUGAAGAUAAGAUUUUGGUGUUUUUUAAGAAGUUGUUGAAUGAAUGGAAUCAAGAACUCGAUGAAAUGACUGAUUCGGAGAAGAGGUCGGCUAAGGGGAAAUCGAUGGUUGCUACUUUUAAGCAAUGUGCUAGGUACUUGCAUCCAUUAUUCAAGUUUUGCAGGAAAAAGUUACUUCCUGAUGACAUUAGGCAAGCACUACUUGUGGUUGUUGAAUGCUGUAUGAAGAGGGACUAUCUAGCUGCGAUGGAUCAGUACAUUAAGAUGGCAAUUGGUAAUGCACCUUGGCCUAUUGGUGUUACUAUGGUUGGUAUUCAUGAACGGUCAGCUCGUGAGAAGAUUUACACAAACAGUGUUGCUCAUAUCAUGAAUGACGAGACAACUAGGAAGUAUCUGCAGUCAGUUAAAAGACUGAUGACCUUCUGCCAACGACGGUAUCCAGCAAUGCCAUCCAAAGCUGUGGAGUUCAAUAGCCUUGCAAAUGGUAGUGACUUGCAGUCGUUGCUUGCAGAGGAGGGGACUUCUGGCGGAUCUCAAACAGAGGAAAGGCUUCGAAUAAUGCCUGCAUAAGGGAUAUCCUGCAGAAAUUUAUAAAUUGAUUUGCCUUUAGUACUCUUUUUUUCUGUAAUGUUGAUUUCUAUCAUUUACCUGAGUAUAGCCUGCCCUGCAAAGACUUGCACAAGGGAGGAAGAAGAAUUGGAUGUCCUGGUUUGUAACUUCUGGAAUUGGAUCGCAUGUAGAGAAUACUUGCCUUUAGUUAUGCGAUGAAUAAUUCUGACUGAAGAUUAAAAAAAAAAAAUGUCAUGUAUUAUAACGGUAAAUUGGAUAGUUGGCGUGCGCAAGUA
This is a messenger RNA of Lycium ferocissimum, 1680 nucleotides long. RefSeq lists its product as uncharacterized. Gene Ontology annotation, biological process: generation of catalytic spliceosome for second transesterification step; RNA splicing. Lineage: Eukaryota; Viridiplantae; Streptophyta; Magnoliopsida; Solanales; Solanaceae. Gene Ontology annotation, cellular component: U2-type post-spliceosomal complex; U4/U6 x U5 tri-snRNP complex; U5 snRNP. The coding region runs from base 170 to 1405 and encodes 411 amino acids. The record is from RefSeq and is a predicted model, not a curated record. The transcript has 2 exons.